This is a messenger RNA of Motacilla alba alba, 3244 nucleotides long. It is a transcript of the gene ANAPC7, whose product is annotated as anaphase promoting complex subunit 7. Gene Ontology annotation, molecular function: protein binding. The record is from RefSeq and is a predicted model, not a curated record. Lineage: Eukaryota; Metazoa; Chordata; Aves; Passeriformes; Motacillidae. Gene Ontology annotation, biological process: cell division. The transcript is spliced from 11 exons. The coding region runs from base 115 to 1812 and encodes 565 amino acids.
GCGCGCGAGGACCCCUGGGUGGCGCCAUUUUGGAGUGGCGGCGGGCGGCGGCAGCGGUUCCGUGCCCGGUGCCUCGCUCGGGGUCUCUCCCGGUUCCUUCCCCCCGGCGGCAGCAUGAGUGUGGUGGAGCACGUGCGCGAGAUGGCGGCCGCCGGGCUGCACUCGAACGUGCGGCUGCUCAGCGGGCUGCUCCUCACCAUGAGCGGCAACAACCCGGAGCUGUUCUCUCCCUCUCAGAAGUACCAGCUCCUCGUCUAUCACGCCGACUCCCUGUUCCAUGACAAGGAGUACAGGAAUGCUGUCAGCAAGUACACCAUGGCCUUACAGCAGAAAAAAGCCUUAAGUAAAACCUCCAAAGUCAGGCCUUCUACUGGGAAUGCUGCAUCAACACCCCAGAGCCAGUGUUUGCCGUCAGAAAUUGAAGUGAAAUACAAAAUGGCUGAGUGUUACACAAUGCUGAAGCAAGAUAAAGAUGCCAUUGCUAUUCUUGAUGGGAUUCCUUCCAGGCAGAGAACUCCAAAGAUCAAUAUGAUGCUGGCAAACCUCUACAAGAAGGCAGGCCAGGAGCGCUCCUCGGUGACGAGCUACAAAGAGGUGCUGAGGCAGUGUCCCUUGGCCCUGGAUGCCAUCCUGGGCUUGCUCUCGCUGUCGGUGAAGGGAGCAGAAGUGGCCUCCAUGACCAUCAACAUAAUCCAGAGCAUUCCCAACCUGGACUGGCUCUCUGUGUGGAUCAAGGCAUAUGCCUUUGUGCACACUGGAGACAACACCAGAGCAAUCAACACCAUUUGCUCUUUAGAGAAGAAGUCCUUGCUGAGGGAUAAUGUGGACUUGCUGGGGAGCUUAGCAGACCUGUACUUCAGAGCCGGAGACAAUAAAAACUCUAUCCUAAAAUUUGAACAAGCACAAAUGCUGGAUCCUUACCUAAUAAAAGGAAUGGAUGUUUACGGUUAUUUAUUGGCACGUGAGGGUCGGCUGGAGGAUGUGGAGAACUUGGGCUGCCGGCUCUUCAACAUUUCUGACCAGCAUGCAGAGCCCUGGGUGGUGUCUGGGUGUCACAGUUUCUACAGCAAACGAUACUCCCGUGCCUUGUACUUGGGAGCCAAGGCUAUCCAGCUGAACAGCAACAGCGUGCAGGCCCUGCUGCUGAAGGGAGCUGCCCUGCGCAACAUGGGCCGGGUGCAGGAGGCCAUCAUCCACUUCAGGGAGGCCAUCAGGCUGGCGCCCUGCCGCCUCGACUGCUACGAGGGUCUCAUCGAGUGUUACCUGGCAUCCAACAGCAUCCGUGAAGCCAUGGUGAUGGCAAACAACGUGUACAAAACCCUGGGGGCAAACGCACAGACCCUCACCCUGCUGGCCACCGUCUGCCUGGAGGACCCAGUCACGCAGGAAAAGGCAAAAACAUUGCUGGACAAAGCUCUCACACAAAGACCUGACUACAUUAAAGCUGUGGUAAAGAAAGCAGAACUUCUCAGCAGAGAGCAGAAGUAUGAAGAUGGGAUUGCCUUGCUGAGGAAUGCCCUGGCCAACCAGAGUGACUGUGUCCUGCACCGCAUCCUGGGCGACUUCCUGGUGGCUGUCAACGAGUACCAGGAAGCCAUGGACCAGUACAGCAUAGCCCUGAGUUUGGAUCCAAACGAUCAGAAGUCACUGGAAGGACUGCAGAAAAUGGAGAAAGAGGAAAGUCCAACAGAUGCCACCCAGGAAGAAGAUGUGGAUGACAUGGAGGGAAGUGGAGAAGAGGGGGACUUGGAAGGCAGUGACAGUGAAGCAGCUCAGUGGGCAGAUCAAGAGCAGUGGUUUGGGAUGCAGUAAAAGCCUCCUGCUGCUUGUUUUGGCACUUGGACACACCGCUAGGGCCACUCUUCUUAGAAGAACAGGAACGAUUCUUUUUUUCAGUAACAAAGGACUUUUUUUUGUUUUAAUGGACUCUGAAACCAAUUUAUAGUUCUGUGCAUCUCAAUACUGUGGAUCCAGAUUCUUGAUGCCUCUUAUUUAUUAAGUGUAAGGGACUAACUGCAUCCAGCGUUACUUGCAACUUUCAUUUUGAAAAAUUCCUGCUAAAACCAAAACCAUCAGAAUCUGAGGUGUGUAAUGAGCCUCUCGUUUGUGAUGAGAACAAUGUCUGAGUUCUGUCCAGGGCUGGGUGUGCUUGGGCGAGUUGUAAAUACAGUGGUUUGUACUCCUUUGUGGGGAAGGCCUCGCUCAUUUGUGUGCAGCCAUUUGAGUCUGGGGGAGCUACUCGAGUGUGGCUGAAAGCAGCACUUCCCUUUUGCUGUGUUUGUUGAAUUAAUUUGUCUUUUUCUAGGGCAUUACCUGUGCUGUCCAGGAUAAAUUUGGGACGAUGGGCAACUUGGACUUGCUGGACACUUUUUGUAGCUGAUUUCUCUGUGUACAGAAUUGAGCCAAUGGUGGAGAAUUAAAGUAAUUUCUUCAACCCUUGCUAAACCCUGCAAUUUUAAGUCUGUGCAUGAGCAUUUAUUUUAAAAUGCAGUUUAGUUUUAUUUCAGUAUGUUCCUGGAAGGUUUUGCAGCAGUGACUCAAAGCACUUUACAUUCUGUGUACAGCUCUGACAUUUAAAAUGCUAUAAAAAGAAUUAAUCCCUCUUCCCUUGCACUGCUGGAGAAAUGUUAAAUUAUGCAAAUACACAUAUUGUCCUGUUUUUUCCAUGUUUAUAUACGUCCUGGCUUUUUCAGGUAGUUUUUGAAUUCAUGUCUUUUUCCCUCACCUUUUGAAGCAAAUUUGCUUCAUGUACAAAUUUCCAACCUCAGCGUUUCAAGGGUGAACUGCUUUGGGUAAUCUAGAAACUGUUUCAGUUCUGUGGGCUUGAUGUGUGGGAAGAGGAAUUACUUAUUUUUCUUACAGUUCUGAUUUCCUUAGUCAUUACCAAAAUGUGGUUUUAUAAUCUUUAUAUCAAGAGUUUAAUUCCUUUUGUAUUUAUUUUGUUACCACAUGUAUGCUGGAGCACACAGACUUUUUAGAAAGCUAAAAAAAAAUAGUUUUGAGUAUCAGUGGGAGGAAAAAUGGCUGUUUGUUACAAACACAAGACAUGGAAAAGAAGCUUCUCCCUGAAAGGCAGAUAAGGGUAAAAUAUCCCUCUGUGAUGUUGUAUCAAAAAUGCACAACAAAAGAGGCAGAUUAUUGUCUGUUUUGGAAAUGUUCUGGUGUGUCGUGGCUUACCCAGGAGGAGUCCAAUAGUUCAUCCAUUUGAGAAAAGAAAACAGCUGCUUGUCUGCUCUCUCUGGAA